AUGGCCCUCCUGAAAAUCAGAAGCAAGAAUUAUAAUGGUGAAUGUGGUGGGUUCCUGGUGAGCAAGAACUUUGUAAUAACGGCUGCUCACUGUGGCAAGGGAAGGAACAUCACUGUUUAUCUGGGAGCCCAUAAUCUGAAAAAGAAAGAGAAGAGCCAACAAUGCAUCCGAGUGCAGAAGAUGUUCCCUCACAAGAAAUACAACAAGAUGACUCUGGAAAACGACAUCCUGCUGCUGCAGGGUGACUCUGGGGGCUCGCUGGUCUGUGAUGGAGUGGCCCAAGGCAUCGUUUCCUUUGGCAACCAGGAUGGCAGACCUCCGGCAGUGUUCACACGCAUCUCGGCAUUCAUGCCUUGGAUAUGGAAAACUAUGAGACCCAUGGGAGAAGGGGGAGCAAAGGACAGGGGUUAG
Alligator mississippiensis (American alligator) is the source of this 411-nucleotide messenger RNA. Its product is annotated as chymase. Gene Ontology annotation, biological process: proteolysis. NCBI's taxonomy places the organism in Eukaryota, Metazoa, Chordata, Crocodylia, Alligatoridae. The transcript is spliced from 3 exons. The record is from RefSeq and is a predicted model, not a curated record. Gene Ontology annotation, molecular function: serine-type endopeptidase activity. Bases 1 to 411 code for a protein of 136 amino acids.